AUGCCAUCAAAUCUAAAGCAACCUGGAUCACAACCCCCAAAUGCACAUUACAUCUUCCCUUCGAGUCAGGGGCUCGACAGAUGUGCCAUCCUGGUCAGCGGAGACGAAGACAGGUAUACCGGCCGAAACAGGAUCGUCGCCGCCACCCGGUUGACCUUGACUCCCGCAAGCCGCACUAAUGGAAAAGCUUCUUCAGUGCCCUCGGCGGAGUCGGGCAUUCGGACGAGCCAACCUCCUGGUACCACAGACAUCGAACUGAUGGAUGCGCCUCCAUCUUGGCAUCGGAGUGCGUCGAUGCUAGAGUACCAUGUUAAAUACGCACAUGGCUUCUUCCUCGUCUUCAACAUGUCAUCUCUGGGGACACUGGAGCUGGUCAAAGAGAUGUUAGAUGCUAUGAUGCAUGCGGCGGCGGCUCGGGGCCUGGUCGGUGGUGAGAAUGGACCUGUUUCUGUCCCAGUCGUCCUCAUUGGUAACAUAGACGAGAACCUGCGCCGCCCGGAGGACGAUCGGAAGGAGGGGUCUGCCAGUCCGAGAGCUGAGGACCGAAGCACCUCAAUGUCCGUGAGAGCGGAGGCUGAGAUGCUGGCGGACCGCUGGGGGUGCGAGCUCUUGGAGGUAGACACUAGCAGUGGGAAUAUCCUGGGCGACGGUGCCGACCAGGCUUUCUCUGCUCUCCUGCAGAGGAUCGCAGGAGCCAGACGGCCCCGGGGAUCUGGUGUUGCCUACGGUUUCGGUGAAAUGAAACCUCCUCAGCGGCUGCUCGUCCGGAGGACUAUGAGCCGCAUCCUGCCUGAGGCUUUGUUAAGGUUGUUUGCCAAGUAA
Molecule: messenger RNA, 822 nt
Organism: Diaporthe amygdali
Lineage: Eukaryota; Fungi; Ascomycota; Sordariomycetes; Diaporthales; Diaporthaceae
Product: ras gtpase
Exons: 2
Coding region: 1-822 (273 amino acids)
Source: RefSeq, a predicted model, not a curated record